CGUUCGGUCUCGGGUGACAGCCAGAGAACAGCCAAUACCAACAACUAGGAGAAAGCCAAUUAGAACAGCGCCACGCGACACAAGCUCGAAGGCCAAUCGCCGUCACCAUCCGGCGAGUAGUAGACUACCAAGUCCCGAAAAUGAGUCGAUUACUUCUACGCUCCGUCUUGGAGCUUCGGACACCCAUCACCCGCCUCCCGCCGAGCUUCCUCCUCCCAACCCACGCCCGCCGGUACAACUCCACGGCGCCAAUCGUCGAGCCUGUUGCCCAAAAAGCGCCCAAAGUUACUCCGCUAGACACCCCAACGAAGCCCUCAAUAGCGCAACAAGCCCAGGCCGCUGCUGUAGACACCGCCGCACCGGCCGCGACGACCACCCCGAUCCCCGAAUCUGUGCAGGCUGUCCUCCCCUUCCUCGCCGCCCAGCCCAACCACUACAUCACCUUUCACAUCCACGGUCGUCCGUACCUCGUUCAGCCCGGCGACAGUAUUCGCCUGCCUUUCAAGAUGCCCGGUGUUGUGCCCGGCGAUGUCCUCCGCCUGAACCGCGCCUCCGUCAUCGGCAGUAGGGACUACACUCUCAAGGGCGCACCCUUCAUCGACGAGCGCGUAUUCGAAUGCCGCGCUGUGGUAACGGGUACUGAGAGUGAGCCUAUGCGGCUCAAGACGAAGACGAAGAGGAGGCAGAGAAGGGUAAAGACGGUCAAGAGCAAGCACCGCCACACGAUGCUGACCGUUAGCGAGCUGAAGAUCAACCGGGUCGAGGAGAUCGAGGCCUGAGUGAAUGUCAACCGGUGGUUGUCAAGGUUGUUCGAGUAUAAAUGAGGUGGAAACCCACAAGAUCGUAUGGUCCAUUGUACUAGUGACGUCCCCCUAU
Molecule: messenger RNA, 876 nt
Organism: Colletotrichum destructivum
Lineage: Eukaryota; Fungi; Ascomycota; Sordariomycetes; Glomerellales; Glomerellaceae
Product: Putative large ribosomal subunit protein bL21
Exons: 1
Coding region: 141-779 (212 amino acids)
Cellular component (GO): mitochondrial large ribosomal subunit; ribosome
Molecular function (GO): structural constituent of ribosome
Source: RefSeq, a predicted model, not a curated record